Messenger RNA from Boleophthalmus pectinirostris (great blue-spotted mudskipper), 892 nucleotides. It is a transcript of the gene tnnt2d, whose product is annotated as troponin T2d, cardiac. The transcript has 9 exons. Lineage: Eukaryota; Metazoa; Chordata; Actinopteri; Gobiiformes; Gobiidae. Gene Ontology annotation, molecular function: troponin C binding; troponin I binding; tropomyosin binding. The record is from RefSeq and is a predicted model, not a curated record. Bases 86 to 715 code for a protein of 209 amino acids. Gene Ontology annotation, cellular component: troponin complex. Gene Ontology annotation, biological process: sarcomere organization; cardiac muscle contraction; regulation of muscle contraction.
AAUUUCAUAUGACCAUAUGUUUAUUUAUUUAUUAUUUAUGUGAACUGUAUUUUUUCCAGAUGACUCAAAACCCAAGCCAAAGUUUAUGACAAACAUCUCAGUGCCCAAGAUCCCAGAUGGGGAGAAAGUGGAUUUUGAUGACAUCCACAGAAAGCGCCAGGAGAAGGACCUGUCUGAGCUGCAGUCUCUAAUCGAGGCUCACUUCGUCCAGAGGAAGAAAGAGGAGGAGGAGCUUAUUGCCCUUGUCAACAGAAUUGAGAAGCGCCGUACAGAGAGAGCAGAUCAGCAGAGGGUUCGAGCUGAGAAGGAGAAGGAGAGACAGGCCAGAAUAGCGGAAGAGAAGGAGCGCAAAGAGCAAGAGGAACAUCGCAAGAAACAGGAUGACGACGCUAAGAAAAAGAAAGUCCUAACCACCAUGGGACCAAAGGCUGACAACAGAAAAGGUGGCAAGAAACAGACUGAGAGAGAGAAGAAAAAGAAAAUCUUGGCUGAGCGCAGGAAGCCACUCAACAUAGAUCAUUUGAAUGAAGACAAACUCAAGGAAAAAGCCAAUGAACUAUGGCAGUGGCUGAUGGGUCUUGAGGCGGAGAAGUUUGACCUGACAGAAACACUGAAAAGGCAGAAAUACGACAUCAACCUGUUACUGGCACGUGUCCAAGAUCACCAGAGUGCCAAAGGUCGCAGUAAGGGGAAGAUGAGCGGCCGUUUGAGGUGAAGAACUGGACAAAAUGUAGCAGAAUCUGACAAAAGCACUUGGAUUUUAUGUUACACUAUGUUUUUCCAUGUUUGUGUGUAGCUAUGGUAACAACAAGUAUGAUCUGACUAUCAAUCACAUCUAUCUUAUGUAAAACGUAUAUAAAUAAAGAAUCAAAGUCUGCGCAACAGUGUAAAA